This is a messenger RNA of Corticium candelabrum, 4334 nucleotides long. RefSeq lists its product as uncharacterized. Gene Ontology annotation, molecular function: microtubule motor activity; ATP binding; ATP hydrolysis activity. Gene Ontology annotation, cellular component: microtubule; kinesin complex. The coding region runs from base 72 to 4013 and encodes 1313 amino acids. Gene Ontology annotation, biological process: microtubule-based movement; intracellular signal transduction. NCBI's taxonomy places the organism in Eukaryota, Metazoa, Porifera, Homoscleromorpha, Homosclerophorida, Plakinidae. The record is from RefSeq and is a predicted model, not a curated record. The transcript is spliced from 15 exons.
CUACAAAACGAGCAUCUUCACUGUGGUUGAGUACUACACCUACCGACACAGCUUCAGCUCUCGAUUUUUUAAUGGAGAACUUCUCUGUCGUCGUUCGCUUUCGCCCAACCAGCAACCAGUCGUCGAUAUCAACCACCCAACACCAAUCCUGCAUCGAAUUCGACGACCACGACGACGACGUACUGACUCUGAUCGACGCAUUUCCGGACGAAUCGCCAUCCAAAGAGAUCUACCAUUUUCGACGCGUUGCCAAGCCUUCAGUCGAUCAGCCAACGUUCUAUAGAUCUGUUGUUAGACCAUUAGUGGAGAAAUCUCUGCAAGGAUACAAUGGCACUGUUAUUGCUUUUGGUCCAUCCGGGAGCGGAAAGACGUACACAUUGAGUGGGAUAGCUGGGGCCAAUGGAAAGGGUGUUAUCGAGAGAGCGAGUGAGCAGAUACUGAGCUGCAUACGUCGAUCGAGAUCAGGAGCUGCAGGCAGUCUUAUUGUUUUGGCGUCGUUCUGUCUCAUACAUCGAGAGAUUGUGUCCGAUUUGUUGUUGGAUCGAGCCAGUGUGGCCACUCGGAGUUCGGACUCUCUGUUGGAGUCUGGAGAGAUCGAGCCGAGGGACGGACUCGAGAUCCGUGAUGGCGAUGUGAUCGGACUCUCACAGCAUGUCGUUCGGACUUCGAAGGAGGUAGAGGCUCUUGUCAGGAAGGGCAAUCAGAAUCGUUGUGUGAUAGUCGAGCAGAGGGAAACGAGCGAUUUGUCUCUAUUUGAUGACGAAGACGAGAGUCUGCGCAGUGCGGCCGCUCAUACUGUGUUUUCGUUGACUGUUGAACACGCCGAAAUGUCGAAUUCGUUUGCGCCGAUAUCCGGCACAUUGAUGUUUGUAGAUAUGGCGGCGUCUGAGUCUCUUAUCCUGCCGUCGUCGUCUCAAGCGUGGACUACUAUGGAGAAUGUGUCGCCGAGAAGAAGCAAGCUGUCGUUUGCUGAUGCGUCUCUUCGUACGUUUGUGAAAGUAAUUCGCACUUUAAAUACGAACCAUGUUGGAGGGUCUACUCAAAUGGUCCCGUAUCGAAAUUCUGCUCUUACGUCGCUCUUGUGUGAGAGUUUGGGUGGCAAUUGUAAUACGGUCCUCAUCUGUAAUUUGUCGUCAAGUUGUUCUGAGUAUCACGAGACUAAACAUGCGAUUACUGUAGCCCAUGCAGCUACUGUAAUAAAGAACACCGCAGAUCGACGAGAUCUUGCCGAGCAUGCUCUCAUGUCGGCAUAUCUACGUGAAAUGAGACAGAAAUAUCGAGUAGUUAUUACGAGAGAAGACUGCACAGAAAAAAGCAUAAACAAGGAUGAGACUGCAAAACAAAUUGCAAGUCACGUUGCAUCAGACAUAGGUAAUAAUCGCGAUGAUAGACAAGAUGGUCAUGUGACUCGAUUAAGCAAAGUCAGUGAUACACCAAUGACUUCUCAAGAAGCUGCUAAUGCGUUGGCUGAAGCUGCAAUUCAAAAUGACGACGACAAUGAAGAUGAAAUUAUUGAAAGUGUAGAGGUCACACAAAGUGCACAACUUGACAAUGCACAAAUGCCUGCAAAUAGUGAGACAAUACACAUAAACAAAGUUGGUGAAAGAACAUGUAAGGAUGAUGGACGUGGUGCGGCCAAUGCAAACAGUAAAGACACAGCCAUAAAUGUCUGUUCUGAUUUUGUGUCUGAGUCGUUGCAAGAUAGGAGCGGAGCAUCUGUGGUAGACACAAAGUCUGCCAAUAGCUCAGCAGACAACGUUAGUAACGAAGCAGCCAAUGUAGUAACAAGUUCAUUGUGCACACUAAACGGUGAAUCUGGUGAUGCGAAUGUGCCUAAUGAUGUGAAAAGUGAAGACCAAGUGUAUCCGUUUUCUUAUGAUGAAGAGAUUGACGCAGAUGACCGAAAUGAUGGUGUUCAUCAUAAUGAAGCACAGGACGGUGUUGAUGCAAUUGAUGCUUUAGUAGCCGAUAUGAGUAAUAUAGUAGACCAACCCGUCGAUAACGUCAUUGACAACGAGAGACCUACCAGUCAUAAAGAUUCAGAACUAGGAAUCUCGUCAAUGGCUCACGACACGAAUAGUGAUGUACCAAAAGUUGAUAUCAGCAAACAAGAGUCUGGAUUCCUACCUAUCACGUCAGAAAUUACUAGUGGAGCUACCAAGACAUUCGACGAGGUCCAGCUCACUAAUUUCACGGACGUGGCCACUGUUGGAGGUCGAUUAAGUCCAUUGAGUGAUAACAUGUUUGAGAAGGUUGCUCACGAAUCAACAUCACAAACGGAAAAUGCUGUCGAUUUUGAACAUGAUGUUGGUAUGGAGAGACUCGUUCAGGCCAUGUGUCGACCUGGCAGUGGUGUUCCCAGGACGUUUCAUGGGACCAGACAAGAUGAUAUACAUAGAACUAAAGGUAGUGAUGUGCUGUGUAGUGGAGCAUCGCUGGUAGUGUGGAUUUGGAAUCAUGUGGAAGGCAUCCUAGAUUCUCAAGAGGCGGAACAAGUGUGUCAGCACCUAUUGGAUAGUGGUGUCAUAUGCCAUUCUGAAGGAUCAAGCGUGUUUGGUAAUGCUGACACCUUAUUCUACUACAUAAGGCAACCGAGAGCUGCUCCAUCAGCGUGGAAGACAGUAGAAUUUGACAACAAUAGGGAAGAAGUUGUCAAUGGGUUAGAACGGGUACACAGUGCACAAAGUAGAGGUUCUUCAUCUUCAAAGAAGAUGUCAAACACUAGUUACAGGUACAUGCUGAGGAAGGUCAAUGAAGAAAACAAGAACUGUGAUCAGGACAGUGUGCUUGAAGAUUUUGUACCUGAAGAUGAAGAUGUCAUCUUUUCCUCUCCGUCAAGACAAGACAAGUCGUUUCAUGAGGAAGUGGAGGACACGACAGAUGACUAUGGUUUGGUUCAGCGUAGAGGAAUCAUUUUGAGUGAGCUUAUUGACAGUAUAAAUGAAACACUGCAUCCUCUGCACCAUGCAGCUGCUACUGGAGAAAGAGCAGGCGUUCUACAGAAUUUAGUGCUCAUGUGUGGAGUGGACUUGCGAGAUAAAGAAGGACGGACACCUGCAAUGUAUGCCAUUGUGGGAAACCAGAUCAGAUGUCUCAACUUACUUCUCCAGUGCGGUGCUGAUGUACACACUACAGACAAGGCCGGUAACACACCAUUGCUUUGGGCUGUUUAUGGUGGCCAUCAUGCUGCAGUCGCUUCACUGUUGAAGAAUGGAGCAUUUGUUUCAUUGCCAGACCCACAGGGUUGCACAGCUCUUCACUGGGCGACACGAGUUGACAGUCCCAGAUGUUUAGAGCUUCUUCUCAAGCACUCAAAAGGAGAAGGCAUCAAUAAUCAAGAUAAGUCAAGUCUGACCGCUCUGCAUUGGGCAGUAGCUCAAGACAAAGCAGUGUUCACCAAAAUUCUCUUAAAACACUAUGCUGACCCAUGUGUCAUUGAUAGUGAGGGACGAACUGUUGCAGACUAUGCCAUUUUGAAGCAAGCAUGUACAAGUCUGAAGGUUUUGUUGGAUCACCAACCAGACUUGCUUAGACAGCGAGGAACAAGUGGUUGGACUCCACUUCACUUGGCUAGUUCUCAGGAGUCUGCUGACUGUUUGCAGAUUCUACUUGGCGUUGCUGCUAUUCGUAGAAUGGAUAUAACUUGUACUGACCUUCAGCUGGCCACUCCUCUUCACUGGGCCGUUCUGCAUAAUAGACCACAAGCAGUAAAGUUUCUUCUCAGUGGAGGUAUUAAUGAAAACUCCAGGGACUGCCGAGGCUGUACUGCAUUGGAUUAUGCCAAAACUAUGAAUUUUGAAGUCUGCCAGCAAAUCUUGGAAGCAGACAGCGCAGUGACACAAUCAACAGAUAACAGAUAUGCUACACUAAAGAGCAGCUGCAGUAGAAACACUCUGGGUGCAAGGCAAAACACAGGUUUAACUAAAUCAAAAUAUUCCAGAGCAGAUACAAUAAAGGAACAAGAAACAGAAAAGGCAGUGACAGUUGCAUCGAAGACUUGUAGUAUCAUCUAGUGUGACCAUCUCUUUCACAAAGAUUAUUAACAGACAUUCAAUGAAUCAUCUACAAUAUGGAAUGCUAUGAUUAUAGGUAUAAGUACAAUAGGGUGACACCUAUUAGCCUCAUCCCCAGACUCUGGUAAGUGGACAAGACUAGCCAAGAGAGUCUGGGGAUGAGGCUUACACUCAUUAGCUGGACACACCUAGGAAUGUGCCAGUUACAGUAUCAUGUGGCCACAAAAUCAGUAGUGGAAAAUCAUAGUCAAAGCCAAAGUACAGACAAAAGUCAAUGGCUUAAUUCUUGCAUAAAUAGAGCUGAUGAUCGAUAAUGGCAAC